AUGCAAUUUUUGAAGAAAGAAGUAGAAUUUGAGGAUCAGAGAGCUCUUGUCCAGUCUGGAUUCUCUACUCUACACGUUAAUAAGAAAAAGAAGGAUUGCCACAACAAGCUCUCCAACCAAGAAGAUAUUCCGACUGGGGCUGGCCUAUUUGUAGGUCAAGGUGCAUCGUGUGUAUUCUGCGGAAAAAGUAAUCAUCGGAGCACCGAGUGCUAUCGAGCAGAGAAGAAUCUGUCUUGGAGUGAAAAGAGUGACAUUUUGAAGAAAAAUAGAUUGUGCUUCAGGUGCAUGCUUGGUGGACAUCGAUCAAAGGAUUGCAAAGUAAAAUUAAAGUGUAAUUUUUGUGAAGAAUCUCAUGUUAGAUCGAUGUGUCCCACUCUACCAAUUAAUCAAAAGAAAAUUGAACGGAGAAAUGAAGUGUGCCAUCCAAACCAGAAUCAAGCCACGGUUCCAGUCACCAGCGCCCAAAAUGCCAAUCAUACGUGUCGUACAGAUGUUUUAAUGAAAACUUUGGUAGUUCGAGUGCUUGGGCCGAAGGGGUCAAAAGUUGUUCGCCUCAUAUUUGAUGAAGGGAGCCAGCAGUCGACCGGAGGUCAAGCCAUAAUCAAGAAAGUGGGCAGUGAGCUAGUUGGCGAAGAGUGGGCCAGGAACGUUCUGUUUGGUGGAACCUUAACAGCUCCAAGAAAAGUCAAAAGUUUCAAUGUCAAGGUGCAAAGUCUAGAUGGAAAGCACACACGUGAAAUUCUUAUGAGAGAAGCCCCAACUAUUUGUGGUGAUAUUGCCAGGAUUCCUGUCGGCCCAUGGAUGAAGGAGCUGAAAAGGAGGAAGAUAUGGCUCACAGAUUUUGAAAAUACUAUAGUCGACAGUCAAGACGUUGAAAUUUUAAUCGGAAGUGAUUACUGGGGACAAUUAGUUGUUGGAAAGCCAGUAUUAUUAGAAUGUGGGCUUGUCGCGGUGGAUACCAUUUUUGGCUGGACACUCAGUGGUCCUAUUUAUGGGGACAAGAAAAGUACAACAGCAAUGAUGGGAAUCUCUCAAGUAAUUACAGAGUCCAGUGUCCAGGAUUUAUGGAAUCUCGAGACAAUAGGAAUUACUGAUCCGUCUGAAAGUAAAUCAAGAGAAGAAUGUGAGGAAGCAGCGAGACAGCACUUCCUAAGAACUGUUUCAAAAAGUGAAAAUGGAAGGUACACAGUAACAGUUCCAUGGCUGGAUGGAGCGCCUGAAAUUCCGGGCAACAAAUCGGUCGCGGAAAAACGUCUCGUCUCCACCACCAACAAAUUAAGGAGUCAAGGUCAACUUGAAAAUUAUGACAAGAUCUUUUCUGAGUGGGAGAAAGAGGGUUUCAUUGACGAAGUGAAAGUGGAUUCAGAUUCACCAUGCCACUACCUUCCCCAUCGAGCGGUGAUCAAGCCUGAAAGUCAGACAACACCAGUAAGACCCGUUUUCGAUGCUUCAUGUAAAGUUGGAAGGAGCCCUUCGCUUAACGACUGUCUUGAAAAAGGCCCCAACUUAUUGGAAUUAAUCCCUGCAAUUUUACUAAGAUUCAGGAAGAAGAAAAUAGGAGUUAUUUCCGACGUGCGAAAAGCAUUCCAGAUGAUCCAAGUUGCAGAAAAGGAUCAAGAUUAUCAGCCGUUUCUGUGGUGGAAAAAUAUGGAAACAAAAGAAAUCAAAAUUUUGCGACAUAAAAGAGUGGUGUUCGGAGUCAAUUGCAGUCCGUUCUUGUUAGGUGCAGUUAUUGAGUUUCACUUGAAGUCAGUAAGUGAAGAUUUACGUCUCAUAGCGCUACAACUCCUUCACUCACUCUACGUCGACAACUCUGUGACAUCGGUGGAUUCACACCAAGAACGUGAAGAUUUUGAAAAGGCCUGUGUGAUGAUGAUGGCGGAAGCAGGAAUGGAACUCCGACAAUGGGAGCAUUCAUCUGUCAUAAAAAGAGGUCGCCAGGAUUUUACUACAGUACUUGGUCUUACGUGGGAUAAGGAAGCAGACGAGCUGUUUGUCGAAAUCCCAAAAAACGAGCCAACCGGGAAGAUGACGAAGAGACUCAUCCUCUCUCAAAUUCAGAAGAUUUUUGACCCAUUGGGGUUUGUUUGUCCAGCAACGUUGAUUCCGAAGAGGUUGCUCCAGAAGACUUGGCAAGAUAAGAAAUCUUGGGACGAAGAACUUGAAGAUUCCGUCAAGAAAGAAUUUAUUGACUGGUGGAAAGAAGUGUCAGUUUUAGAGAAGAUUGGAAUACCAAGAUGGGCUUUCAAUUCAGAGAAUGCCAAUAAUGUCCAGCUUCAUGUUUUCAGCGAUGCCAGCAAGUUAGCCUAUGCUGCUGUAAUUUUUGCGAGAAUUGAAGGAGAACAUGGUGUUUCUAUUCAACUUUUACAAGCAAAAGCAAGAAUAGCCCCCUUGAAGCCGGUAACAAUUCCACGACUUGAGUUAUUAGGCUGCAGCAUCGCGGCGAGACUGGUGACAAGUGUUAUCAAGGCGUUGUCAAUAGAGGGGUUACGAAUCGUAUGCUGGAGCGACUCGACUACAGCCCUCGCAUGGAUAAAGAGAAACGAUCAGUGGGGAACAUUUGUGGGGAACCGUGUGAAAGAGAUUUGUUCCUUAACAAAAGCCGAGGAAUGGAGACAUGUCCCCGGGUUGAUUAAUCCGGCAGACCUGCCAUCACGAGGAUGUACUCCGAGCCAACUGUUAAGUUCCAAGUGGUGGGAAGGUCCAGGCUGGUUAAAAGGGCCAGAAGAAGAGUGGCCGUUGCAGGAAGCAAGUCCCGAUGAAGAAGAAAUUUUAGCGGAGAAGAAAAAGGCAGCAAAGAUUGUGCUGGUUACGACCGUCUCCUCCUUGCCGUGGUACAUGGAGGCGUCGCCUUCAUUUCAUAAGAACGUCCGAGUAUUGGCAUAUAUUAUGAGAGCCAUAAGGAAUCGCUUCAAGAAAAAUGCAGCAGUGGGUUUGCAGGAAUGGGAAUUGUCGGAAGCUGAAAAGUUUAUUUUUAUGGAAGAACAGAAAGUGUUUGAAUCCAGUGUCGUUGAUGGUCUCCAAGUUGAACAAGAUCACGAUGGACUAUUGCGAGUGAAAACGAAGAUUCUGAAUUUACCCGAUACUGAUGCCUUCCGGAAACCUGUCCUCCUCCCGAAGAAUAGUCUGGUUGUUGAUCAGUUGAUCCGAACAGAGCAUCUCCGCAACAAGCACGCCGGUCUGCAGAUCAUGAUGAGCAAACUACGAGAGAAAGUCUGGAUACCACAGUCUCGUCAAGCAAUAAAGAAAGUUCUGAGCCGCUGCACUGUGUGUAGGAGAUUUACAUCAAAGAAAUGUGAAGUUCCGUGUGCUCCACUACCCGAGGCCAGGGUCAAGUUAGCCAGGGUGUUUCAAGUCAUAGGAAUCGACCUUGCUGGACCACUAUUUCUGAAAACUGGAGAGAAGGUGUGGAUGGUUUUGUACACUUGUGCUGUAUACCGAGCAGUGCAUUUGGAAAUAGUAACCCGGUUGACGGCUGAAGAAUUCUUAUUGAGUCUCCAUCGAUUUAUAAGCAGGAGAGGACGACCAAGUAUUAUUUAUACCGACAAUGGGACUAAUUUUGAAGGUGCAUCAAAUGCGAUUAAUUUGUUGGACUGGGAGAGGAUCCAGCAAGAAACAAAGGUCACUCGAAUCGAAUGGAAGUUUAUUGUUCCUUCCUCUCCUUGGUGGGGAGGGUUCUGGGAAAGGCUCAUCCGGUCCUGCAAAGAUUUAUUGAAGAGGAUGUUGGGUCCGAGGAAGCUUCAUUUGAAAGAGUUGGAGACAUGUAUGUUCGAAGUGGAGGCGGUGAUAAACAGCCGACCUCUUACUUAUAUUUCUGAAGAUAAAGACGACUUGGUGCCCCUGACCCCUGCCAUGUUUCUACAGGACAACCUAGAAGUGGAAUUCCCUGAAGAAAUGGCUCUGAAUUUAAAUUUGCAUAACAUGAUAAGCAGAAUGGUUAAGUUGAUGGGCCGGCGGUUUGUAAUUUGGGUUGGAGGUGCUCCUUAUCUCCUGAUUUUAGAUGCGGACGGAGCGCAGAAAAUCCUAUCUUCCACAAAACAUAUAGAGAAAGGCCAAGAAUAUGAAAAAUAUGCAGGCCACAUUUGGAAAGAAGAUAGAAAAAUGCUCAGUCCAUCCUUUAAAUAUCAAAGUUUUGACGGAUUUCUGGCGAAUUUUAAUCAUCACAGUAGAAUUCUAACUCAACUUUUAGCAAGGGAUCAAAAGGGAAACGGAAUGGGGAAGAGUGUGAAUAAAUAUUUGUAUGGAGCUACUAUGGAUUUCAUAACGGAAGCAGCGUUUGGCCAGCAAUCCAACUACCAGGUGGAUGUUGAUAUCGGAUUUUUUGAACAUGUACAAAUGGCAUUUGAUUCCUUCCGUGUCCGUGUGAUUCGACCAUGGCUAAAUUUUCCAAUAAUUUGGGACAUCUUUGGAUUAGGGAAGCAAGACAAAAUUAUAGUAAAAUACUUUGACGAAUUCUCAUCCCAGUUGAUUGCCAAAAGAAGGGCAAUCUUACAAGAAUCAGAACAAGAAAUCGAGGCAAUGGGCAAAACGCGACCGUUUGUUGAUGCACUCAUUCACACGAAAUCUAACAAGGAUAUAACGGCCCACCUUCUUACAGUUUUUGGAGCUGGUUUUGAAACAACCGCAAACGGAAUGAACUUCACGCUUUUUCUACUCGCGCAAAAUCCGGUAUGUCAAAGAAAAGUUCAUGAGGAGUUGGAUGCCAUCUUUGGGAACGAAAGUGGAGAAAGGGACGUUUCUUUCGCUGAUUUAGCGGAGCUGACAUAUCUAGAAAUGUGCAUCAAGGAAAGUCUUCGAAUCUUCCCGCCUGCACCCGUAAUGAUGCGCGAUGCUAAUAUUUUGAAAAUGUUUUUACUUGGAAAAGACAACGGGCAAGUGGUUCCAAAAGGGUGUGGGAUGGUAUUUAUAAUCCCAGAGCAUCAUCGGGAUCCGAAAUAUUUUCCAAAUCCGGAUAAGUUUGAUCCGGAUCGAUUUCUGCCAGAAGAAUGUGUGAAUAGACAUCCGUACGCGUAUAUUCCGUUUUCUGCUGGACCACGAAAUUGUAUAGGAAUGAAAUACGCCAAGAUUCAAAUGAAGACAUGCCUAGCGCAUAUUUUAAGGAAGUUCAAAGUGACGACCCAGCAGAAAUAUACGAAUAGAAAAAUUGUAUAUGGAAUAGUGUUGGAGACGAAGCCGAGUAUUGAAAUAACACUGGUACCAAGGGAAUAAUUAG
This is a messenger RNA of Folsomia candida, 5212 nucleotides long. RefSeq lists its product as uncharacterized. NCBI's taxonomy places the organism in Eukaryota, Metazoa, Arthropoda, Collembola, Entomobryomorpha, Isotomidae. Gene Ontology annotation, biological process: DNA integration. Gene Ontology annotation, molecular function: zinc ion binding; nucleic acid binding; heme binding. The transcript is spliced from 9 exons. The record is from RefSeq and is a predicted model, not a curated record. Bases 1 to 5208 code for a protein of 1735 amino acids.